Molecule: messenger RNA, 6359 nt
Organism: Oxyura jamaicensis (ruddy duck)
Lineage: Eukaryota; Metazoa; Chordata; Aves; Anseriformes; Anatidae
Gene: SORCS2
Product: sortilin related VPS10 domain containing receptor 2
Exons: 28
Coding region: 19-3600 (1193 amino acids)
Cellular component (GO): membrane
Molecular function (GO): protein binding
Source: RefSeq, a predicted model, not a curated record
UUCGCUGCGGGCCAGCAGAUGGCGGCGCCGCCCCGGCCGGGCGCUCAGCCCCGCUCCGGCUCCGGCUCCGACCCUCCCCAGCCCCCGCCCUCCGCGGCGGUGUCUCCCUCGCCGCCACCUCCCCGCCUGUCACUGCCACUCCGGAGAGCCACCAUGGCGCACGGCGGGCCACGCGUGUCCCUCGCAGCCACCGCCACCGCCGUGGCCUCCCGCCUGCCUCCUCCUCCGCUGCUGCUGCUGCUGCUGCUGCUGGGCUCCGCCGCCGCUCUGCGCUGCGCCGAGCCCUGCGGCCCCCCCGGUCCCGCAGCGGCCGGCCGGGGGGCGCGGAGCACGGCCGGGGGGCGGCGGAGCACGGCCGGGGAGGCGUCGGGGGGCGGCCGCGCCGGGAGAGCAUCCCCCCCGGCUGGGGGCCGGGAGCGGGUGGCCCUGCUCAGCACCUCCUUCGUGCUCAAAGGGGACGCGGCUCACAACCAGGCGAUGGUGCACUGGACGGGAGAGAACAGCAGCGUGAUCCUGAUUCUUACCAAGUAUUACCAUACCGACAUGGGAAAAGUGCUGGAGAGCUCUUUGUGGAGGUCCUCAGAUUUUGGGACGUUAUACACAAAGUUGAAUCUGCAGCCUGGGAUUGCCACUGUUAUUGACAAUUUCUACAUUUGUCCCACGAACAAAAAAAAGAUCAUUCUUGUAAGCUCUUCUCAUAAUGACCGUGACCAAAGCCUUUUCAUAAGCACGGAUGAAGGAGCUACUUUCCAGAAACAACCUAUUACUUUUUUUGUGGAAACUCUCCUUUUUCACCCCAAAGAAGAAGACAAAGUGCUUGCUUACACAAAGGAAGGCAAGGUUUAUGCAUCCAUUGACUUGGGGAAAAAAUGGACUCUUCUGCAGGAGCGAGUUUCAAAAGAUCAUAUGUUUUGGGCCGUUGCUGGAGUUGACGGAGACCCUGAUUUAGUUCAUAUGGAAAUCCAGGACCCCAGUGGAGGUUAUCGCUACAUCACUUGCCAGAUGCAAAAUUGCUCUGAUAAGACAAUGACAGUCCAGUUUGCUGGCAGCACUGAUCGGGAUUCCCUGACUGUGCAGGAUGACUACAUAUUUCUUCAGACAACAUCAGCAAAUCGGACAAAGUAUUACGUAUCUUACCGUCGAAAUGGCUUUGUACAGAUGAAGUUGCCAAAAUAUGCAUUGCCAAAAGAUUUACAGAUAAUCAGCACAGAUGAAAACCAGGUAUUUGUGGCUGUUCAGGAAUGGUACCAGACAGACACAUACAACCUGUACCAGUCUGACCCACAAGGUGUUUACUACUCCAUCCUGCUGGAGAACGUCCGGAGCACAAAGCAACCAGAAGAGAAUGUCCUGAUAGAUAUUCUGGAGGUCAGAGGUGUAAAAGGAGUCUUUCUGGCUAACCAGAAGAUUGAUGGGAAAGUUACAACUCUAAUAACCUACAACAAAGGCCGUGACUGGGAUUUUCUAAACCCUCCAGACAUUGAUAUGAAUGGCAAGCCGACAAACUGCAAACCUCCUGAUUGCUACCUUCACCUCCAUCUCCGCUGGGCAGACAAUCCGUAUGUGUCAGGAACAGUCCAUACAAAGGAUACUGCACCAGGGCUCAUCAUGGGGGCAGGUAACCUGGGGUCCCAGCUGGUUGAGUAUAAAGAAGAAAUGUACAUCACAUCUGACUGUGGGAAGACAUGGCGUCAGGUCUUUGAAGAAGAGCAUCACAUCUUGUACCUGGACCAUGGUGGAGUUAUUGUGGCUAUCAAAGACACCUCCAUCCCACUGAAAAUACUCAAGUUCAGCAUAGACGAAGGCCAGACUUGGAGUACACAUAAUUUUACCAGCACUUCAGUCUUCGUAGAUGGAUUACUAAGUGAACCUGGAGAUGAGACACUGGUCAUGACAGUCUUCGGACACAUUAGUUACCGUUCAGACUGGGAACUUGUGAAGGUGGACUUCAGGCCAUCCUUCCCCAGGGAGUGUACUGAUGAUGACUAUGAAUCCUGGGAUCUCACAAAUCUACAGGGUGAUCGAUGCAUCAUGGGUCAGCAGAGGAGCUUUCGGAAGAGGAAGAUUUCAUCAUGGUGCAUUAAAGGGAGAAGUUUCACGUCAGCUCUCACAUCCAAAGUCUGUGAAUGCAUGAGCUCUGAUUUCUUAUGUGAUUAUGGGUUUGAGCGCUCUGCACCUCUUAAAUCACAGUCUAGCAAGUGUUUCGCUGACUUCUGGUUUAACCCAGAAGCACCUCCCGAAGACUGUGUGCUGGGGCAGGCAUACACCAGCAGCACUGGGUACAGGAAAGUUGUUUCUAAUGUGUGUGAAGGUGGCGUAGACCUGCAGCAGAACUUAGCGCAGCAUAUGUGUCCACUGAUUGCUCCCAAGGGACUUCAGAUCAGCAUCAGAGGAGAAACCUUGGCUGUUAAACCUGGGGAAGACAUCAUCUUCGUUGUCAGACAAGAGCAGGGUGACAUACUGAAUACCAAGUACCAGGUAGAUCUUGGUGAUGGCUUUAAGGCAAUAUAUGUGAACCUUACAAUGACUGGAGAACCCAUUCGUCACCGCUACGAGAAUCCUGGGAUUUACCGUGUCUCGGUGAAGGCUGAAAAUGUUGCUGGGCAUGAUGAGGCUGUGGUAUUCAUCCAAGUUAACUCUCCACUGCAGGCUUUAAAUUUAGAAGUGGUUCCAGUCAUUGGCAGAAACCAGGAGGUGAAUCUGACAGCCAUCGUAUUGCCCAAGAAUCCUAAUUUGACAGUCUUCUACUGGUGGAUAGGAAACAAUCUUCAGCCACUUCUUACAUUGGACAAUUUUCUGGUAACGAAGUUUGCUGUGACGGGUGACGUCAGAGUGACAGUGCAAGCUUCCUGUGGGAACUCCAUGCUUCAGGAUUCAAAAGUUGUCCAUGUUUUUGAUCAUUUUCAUGUUCUUCCUCUGAAGUUUACUAAGCACCUGGACAUGUACAACCCUGACAUACCAGAGUGGAGGGAAGACAUAGGGCGGGUAGUAACACGACUUCUUGCAAAGGAAACCAAUAUACCCGAAGAAACACUUAUGACAGUUGUGAAACCUGGUCUGCCCACAACUGCUGACUUGCAUGUGCUGCUACCAGCAAACCAGCCUAAAAGGAAGAGAAGUGUAACUAGUGAUAAGAGAGUAGCAACUAUAAAGCAGGCCUUGAAUGCACACAACAUCAGUUUCUUUCUGAGGGGAGGAUAUUGGGUCUUGGUGACCUUAGCGGACUCCGAUUCAGACUCUCAGAGGAUUGGAGGAGGAAGUGGCUACUGGGCUAUUGUGGUUCUCUUUGUUAUCUGUCUAGUUGCAGUUGGGGCUUUCAUCCUCUACAAGUUCAAAAGGAAACUGCCAGGCAGGAAUGUCUAUGCCCAGAUGCACAACGAAAAAGAACAGGAGAUGACAAGCCCUGUCAAUCAUAGUGAGGACACCCAGAACAUCAUCCAGGGUGAGGAGUUUAUUGAUGAUGAUCUGGACUCUCAAACACUAGGUAACGCAAGAGUGACUCCUUCUGGGAGAAGUGGCAACUUGAACAGCUACAGAGUUCCCCUAUUGCUGAUGCCGGUCAGUGUCCAGUCCCAGGCAAUCACUCAGGCGUGGUUUUGAGCAUCAACUCCAGAGAGAUGCACAGUUACCUGGUUAGCUGAUAUUUACAGCUGAACACAAAAACCGAAAGACUCUUCUCUGUAUCAUUUUAUUUUUCCCUGGUGAUGUCACAAAAUUGCGAAUAUGGCUGUAAAUGCUGGUGGAGAGAAGGUUUCCUAACAGUCCCGUGGAAAAAAAGCGUCCGUCAUCAGUUACCAGGGGAGAAGGAUCUUGUGUUCACUCUAUGGCCUGGGAACUCUUUACAAUUCAAUUUCAAACUAUGGUAGCAAAUUUGUAGCCCUAGGCACAUUCAAUGCCACCUUCUUUUUUUCUUUUCCUGUAUAUGCUCUAGUUCUCUAUGUUUAUUUUUAGGACGAUUGACUGUAACUUUUUAAUUAUGUUUUUAACUGAGGUAUUCAGCGGAAGGCUGGGACUUUUCAGCCUGAAAAGGUGAUUUCUAAACAAGUGACUAGACCAGAAUAAACGGUUGGUUUUCACGAUGACAUUGUGUCAGAAGGCCGUAACUCAGCAGUGGUUCUGUACUGGGAGAGGACUGAGCAAGGAGUCCUACACACUCCUAGGCCAUACAAGCUCUUAACUUAAAAAUGUGUGAGACAAUCUAAUGUAUUUAGGCUUCUUCUGUGGAUUACAGGAAGUAAAAUGUUAAUUAGGAUAUCUCGUAAUUAUAGGGUAAUACUCCUUCAACUGUAGCAAGUCCUGACAAACCAUCAGCAUAGGUAUGUCCCCUGAUCCCACCCCGUGUGAAAGAGAAACACCAGCGUGAAGCUUUUCCCAGACCAGGUGCCUUCAUUUGCAGACAGUCAUUUCAAUUGCUCUCCCCUUGUCUUCUGAGCGAGCACCUCUAGGACGAUGGCAGCUGCCAGAUCAGUUAUCAUAUAUAUAUAUAUAAAACACGGUGCUGAUGGCCUGUUUCUUUUUAAAUUUCCAGAGAGUGUAAAUACCUCUUUUAGGUCUCCUUCCUUGUAUGGUUUUUUAUUAUUUUUUAUUUUUUUUUUAAUUAGGGCAGAGAUGCCGGGAAGGUCAGAGCUCUCCUCCAGGUGGAACACCGCAGUCCCCUUCCCACCCAUGUCACCCCUGGGACUUCCCCUGCCUGUUGGCCCUUGGAGGCAGGGGUGGGCAAACCCUGACCUGAACUCUGCUUGGGUUGCUCUGACAAUCUUUAGGGCCCUGGGGAGGACCGGUUGUCGUUUCAGAGUUCGUAUUUCCUUUCUCUCACCACAGGGUGUCACUCAGUCCCUAGCACAGCACUGGUCCCUACCCCUGCAGGUUGGGCAGUGGGGCUUCUGAAGGAGCCUCCUGCAGAAGGUCUUGGGGGUCAGCCUGGAGGUUCCAAACCCCAGUUUUGUGAUCAGCUCAGAGUUUCCAAAUCCAAACCUCUGCACCCCCAGGCAGAGGCAGUGCGGUGAAUCCGCACCUCGCUGCUGGUUUCCCUGUGGUUGAUGGAGCCAUGUAGAAAAUGGACUGUGGUAUGAUGAGUUCAAACAUCUGGCAUCCUUUGUGUCUCAGCUGCCUGGAAUUAGGACACUUCUCUCAGAAACCUAUAUAAUCUCUUCACUUUUUGCCUUCAAUAGAGAAUAAAUAGGUCUUUACUCAGUGAAUGUUAUACCGAUGCUAGUGGCAAGCUCCCACACCACCGUAGCUUAAGGAGGAUACAGAUAGCUAACUGCAUCUUUCUGAAUAAACAAACAGUAAACAAUGAGCACUGGAAAGACAGAAAAGACCUGUCUUUAAAUUACCCCAUGCAUUGGAGUCAUUCUUCCAUGUAGUUGUUGAUAUCCGAGAGCAUAUGGUUGUCAAAUGCAACAGACUGGGAUGUAGUAAUUCAGUACAGUACUAUAGGCUCUCGCAAACCCUACAGGAUGUAUGUGUAAAGCACAAGGAAUUCUAGUUUAGAAACUUAAUGUAAGGACCUGGGUGGAAAAGUUAAAGAUUCUGAAAGUGCUUGCAAACUGCUCAGGAAAAUAAUUUCAAAAAUCUUAAAAAAAUAAAAAAUAAAAAUAAAAAAAGCCUAUGUAGUGGUAGAGUGCUGUGCAAAUUAAUCCAGAGAGGAGCACUGCUCUAGUUGAUGUGUAUGCAGGAAGGACCGUGCUUAAAUCCAUGGUGUUAAAUGUGCCUGAGUCUUCAUUUCUUGAAGAGAAGUGCAAAUACAAAAUGUGCUGUGCAUUGGAAACUCUCAGGAUUGUUGCACCAGAGGCUUCCCCUUCUCACCAGCUCUUUCAUCUCUUUCUAGUGGGAUUGAGCUGGAAAAGAGUAAAAUAGUAUUGCAAACAGCUUGCUUAUACCUGUGAAACAAAUCUGUAGUAGGUGUGAGGCAGGUGAGUAGGGGAUUAGUCUCAUGAACAAGGAGUAGGAUGGAAAUCCUAGUUUGGGAUCAUUCUUCCACAGUUUGAUUAGUGAAGGACACUGUUGGAACUAGGUCAUACAUCUAAUUUAUGCUACUUUUUUAUAUGUAAUACAGGGUGUUUUGUGUCUUUGACAACAGGAGUCUUUUGGAAGACCGUAGAAUAUUUAACUGCUCGAUACUCUAAUUAACACAGCACAAUAUAGUGCCUGUAAUAAUGGUUUUCAAAGCUAAUUAAUCUGAUUCAUGCAGCACUUGUGUGAGGUUGGUUUGUCAUGUCUUAAAAGCCCUGUUUUCUAAUGAGAUGUCAGUAUCGCCGUAACUGUAUUAGCAAUACCCAGCAUAUAAUAAAGGAAGCCUUUGAUUCCUUGGCAAAAAAUAACUUAAAAAUGAGUUAUUAUGAAAUUGAGAAAAAUAC